Orbicella faveolata is the source of this 1626-nucleotide messenger RNA. Its product is annotated as histone-lysine N-methyltransferase SMYD3-like. Lineage: Eukaryota; Metazoa; Cnidaria; Anthozoa; Scleractinia; Merulinidae. Gene Ontology annotation, cellular component: nucleus. Gene Ontology annotation, molecular function: protein binding. The record is from RefSeq and is a predicted model, not a curated record.
UGUGUGUAACAACCAAUGAAAAGUUUUCCAUUCUGGAGCCGACGGCAUCCGAUUCAGCGGUUAUAUUUCCAACAUGGCGGACUCGAAGCCUCGCGAAGAUGUUUUCGAGGUUUUUGACUCUGGGGAGGUAAAAGGACGAGGAUUAAGAGCUUUAAAAUCCUUGGCACCUGGGGAUAAAGUACUGGAAUCUACCCCAUCUGUCUACGUUUUGAGUAACAGUGUCCGUGGGCAGUGCUGCGACUUCUGUUUUGCCAAAAGCGAAGAUCUCCAGCGCUGUUCAAAGUGCAAGUUUGCUCGAUAUUGUAACCGAGAAUGUCAAAAGAACGCUUGGAAGGAUCAUAAAACCGAAUGCGAACGCAUAUUGAGUGUUUCUCCGAAUAUUCCCACUGAUCUGGUGCGACUAAUGGCGAGAAUCAUGCAACAGCAACAAUUACAGUCUGGUAAAAUGUCGUCCAUUUACACCGCUCUUGUUUCGCAUCAGAAAGAGUUUGAUGAUGAAAGAAAAGAGGCUUUUUCUGCCAUCGUAACGGUACUUAACCAAUUUGUUGGCGAGAGGGAUUUUCAGAAAAGCUCUUCUGGUGAACUGUUUAAUCUCUUUGGCAAAAUAUCAUGCAACAGUUUUACUAUAUGUGAUGCAGAGUUGCAGCCUCUCGGUGUCGGCAUCUAUCAAACUCCAUCUCUCUUGAACCACUCAUGUCUUCCAAACUGUGUUGCCAUUUUCAAUGGCACUAAACUCCUUGUUCAUGCAACAGAACAAAUCAAACAAGGCGACGAACUCGCAAUAAGCUAUACAGAACUGCUUUGUCCAAGUUACCAGAGAAAAGAAGAUUUGAAGAACCGUUACUUGUUUGGAUGCAGUUGUUCCAAAUGUCUGUCUCCUUUGGAAGAAGAUGGACUUAUGCUAAGUCUGCAGUGUUCUAAUUUUAGCUGUAAUGGAGCAGUACCAAGAGAUUUGUCAAGUGGUGGUUUUGUUGUUUGCAAUACAUGUGGUAAAGGACUAUCAGACAAAACUGCAGCAAGUAAAGCACAAGCCAUCAUCUCAAAGUCAGAAGAAACAUUAAAACAAAUCAAAGCUUUGGAAAAAAUGUACAACUUUGAGGCUAUCCUUGAUCUUGCAGAGAAUAUUCUAGCAGAGCAGAAAGGUUUCUUUCACAAGCUGCACUUCAGCAGGGUCGGCAUUCUUGAUAAAGCUAUGGAUGCAUGUAUCUAUCUUGAAUUGUGGGAUAGAGCAUUGGCAUUUGGACUUCAAACAAUGGAUGCUUACAAGCUGUAUUAUCCAAGAAACCAUCCAAGUGUAGGCAUUCAGUUGUUUAGAAUAGGCAAACUCCAAGUAUAUUUGGACAAGCUAAAAGAUGGUUUUCAGACUCUACUACAGGCAGAGGCUAUUCUCAAAGUUACGCACGGGAACCACCCACUUGUACAAGAACUGCGGGAACUUAUUGCUCAGACGUUAGAGGAACUAAGGGUGGAACAGAACAGGACAGUUCAAGGAAUGGAGUUAAUAUGAUUUGUAAUGUGAAGUAUGUCAAUUUGCCGCAGAACUGAGCAUUUGGUAGAUAUGUGAUUUUAUCAGCUUCUUGCGGGGCUUGUAAGGUGUGCGCGCAAAAAUAAAUGUGUUAAAUCUCA